AUGGCGCCACCGGGUGUAAGCAGCUCCUCAGAAGUAGUCAGCCCAUCGUCGACAGCACAUAAAAUGAGCGGAGCCGAAGAAAAGAGGAUCGUCGUGUUGGACGGCGGUUUCGCUACCCAACUAAGCUGUCACGUUGACAAGCAAAUCGAUGGAGAUGUUUUGUGGAGCUCCAGGUUCCUGGCAACCGACAAGGAGGCCGUCAUCAACUCCCAUUUGGACUUUCUUAGAGCUGGUUCCGAUAUAAUUAUGACGAAUACAUAUCAAGCAGACGUAAAAUUAUACGCCAAGCACCUAAAUAUGACAGAAGAAGAAGGAUACGAAUUGAUCAAGGAAUCCGUGGAAUUGGCAAGAACUGCAAUUAAAAGAUACUCUGAGGAACACCCAUUCUCCAGACAGCCUAAAAUAGUGGGUUCUGUGGGUCCUUAUGGUGCCUCACUACACGACGGUUCCGAAUAUACAGGGUCCUACGCGAAAACCACUCCAAAAGAAGUAAUUAGAGACUGGCAUUUACCCAGAAUAUCUGCCCUUGUGGAAGCUGGUGUCGAUAUGUUGGGAUUGGAAACCAUACCUUGUAAAAUUGAAGCCCUUGUGCUAAUUGAGAUGUUAAAAGAAAAAUUUCCUCAUGUCAAAGCCUGGCUAUCAUUUAGUGUCAGCCAAGACGGAAAGACAAUUGCAAACGGCGAAGAUUUUCAAGAUACAGUAAAGUAUUGUUAUGAUCUGAACCCACGUCAGUUGAUAGCAGUUGGUGUUAACUGUGUAGCACCAAGUUUGGUUGAAAAACUCAUAAAUGGAAUAAACAAGGACAGAAAAAAGAAUCCCAUCCCAUUAAUUGUUUACCCAAAUAGUGGAGAAAGUUACAAUGUAGAAGUGGGAUGGAUAAAUAGAGACAAAUGUGAACCAGUGGAAACCUAUGUUGGUAAAUGGUUGGACAUGGGUGUGACAUGGAUAGGCGGUUGUUGCAGAACCUAUGCCAUAGAUGUUACCAGAAUAUUAAGAGAAGUCGAAAAAUGGAAAAGAAACCAACUGAAAAACCAAGGAACAUCACAACAAACCUGA
This is a messenger RNA of Brassicogethes aeneus, 1056 nucleotides long. NCBI's taxonomy places the organism in Eukaryota, Metazoa, Arthropoda, Insecta, Coleoptera, Nitidulidae. The record is from the annotation of a GenBank genome assembly.